Salvelinus namaycush (lake trout) is the source of this 1344-nucleotide messenger RNA. RefSeq names its product protein BTG1-like. The transcript is spliced from 2 exons. Lineage: Eukaryota; Metazoa; Chordata; Actinopteri; Salmoniformes; Salmonidae. Gene Ontology annotation, cellular component: nucleus; cytoplasm. The coding region runs from base 309 to 773 and encodes 154 amino acids. The record is from RefSeq and is a predicted model, not a curated record. Gene Ontology annotation, biological process: negative regulation of cell population proliferation; negative regulation of mitotic cell cycle.
CAAGUUAUUUCUUUAUUUUCAUUAGAUCCAAUCAAAUUAUCGGACGUUUGGUAGGUGCCAAAUUGUAACUCCUAACCCGACAUUGUCUCAGUGAAUUAUUGUGGCUUUCGUUUUCCAACUGACGUUAGCGUUUACAACUCGACAAAAGAAAGACCAACGGCAACUGGUUGUCUCUGGACCUUGUUGUGUAGCCUUUGUUUCAACGGAGGAAAGUCUACAUUUUGCUUGAUAUUUCGGAUAUAGAGCCAACUUGGGCUCGUUGCUAUUCAACGUCUGGCUGGUGAGAUGAAUAGCAUCUAGCUUCGAAAAUGAAAACUGAAGUCUCAACAGCGGCCAGUUUUGUUGCCAGAUUGCUGAGAGCAACUGGAUACUUGUCAGAAGACUUACUGAAAGAGUUCACCCAUUCUUUGGAGGAAGCUUUAGGAGAGCACUACCAACACCACUGGUUCCCCCAGGCUCCAUGCAAAGGCUCGGGGUACAGAUGUCUCAGGAUCAACCACAAAAUGGAUCCCUUGAUUGGCCAAGCAGCUUGCACCAUUGGACUCACUCGAGAACAACUCUUCUCACUCCUGCCCAGUGAACUGACGAUGUGGGUCGAUCCGUACGAGGUGUCCUAUCGGAUAGGAGAGGAUGGCUCCAUCUGCGUCCUCUACGAGUCCACUCCACCAGUGCCAACUAAUGCCAACACAACAGACAUGGUCAGCUGCAAGGAAGUACUGAGAUUUGGAAGGCCAAGCCCCUCCAAUUCUUUCAUGAUGACCGUCUCAAGCUAAUAUUUUUUUAUGUUCAGAGCUUUCUCUGUGCACUUCUGUAUCAGUUCUGCCCCACAUUUUGAUGUAAUUAAUUAAGACAUUAAAAGGGAUUCUUAGGGAUUUUGCCAAUAAGGCCCUUUUUCUACUUCCCUAGUGUCAGAUUAACUUGUGGAUACCAUUUCUAUAUAUCUGUCAGGUAUGAAGGAAGUUAAAGCUAGUUUUGUAAGCCAAUGCUAGCUAGUGUUGGCACAAUGACUGGAAGUUUAUGGGUAUCUGUUAGCACGCAAGCAGAUACCAUAGACUUCCAGUCGUUAGCAACUUCCUUCAAACUGCAUGCAGAGACAUAAAUGGUACCCACGAUAUCAUCUUACUCUGGGGAAGUAGAUAAAGGGCUUCAUGGCCAAAACCCCAAAGUAUCCCUUUAAAGAUUUUAGUAUUACUGCCACACCCUGUUUGUUUGUUGUGACUCAUGAAAAUGAUCAAUUGUUUUCCAUGAGUUCCAUGAUCUGUAACUUAAGUACUGUCCUGAAGCAAAACUUGUAUAGAUUUAUAUUACAAUUAGUUGUAUUUGUAAUAAAUUCCUCAAAAGCAA